CACGUGACCAAGAGCCGCCUAGAGCACAAGUCCUGCUAGUCGCCUCCGUCUGGGUACCAGCCCCCUAUUACUCUGCAGGCGUGUGAAGAAAGAAGGAAACUAGCUCGGACUGUGCAGAUUCAUCACAAGAGAGCUACAAGAGCCUAGAAGAAGCUAAAGACUGCUACCCUCCAUCCUUACUCACCCUGGACCUGAGAGACCUCUUCAAUCAGGUGGAGCAAGGCCCUCUCCUGUCCUGCCCCAAGGCUGGCACGGACUUGAGCAUGGGCCGGGCUCGGGAAGUGGGUUGGAUGGCGGCAGGACUGAUGAUUGGGGCUGGUGCCUGCUACUGCGUUUACAAACUGACCAUAGGAAGAGAUGACAGUGAGAAGCUGGAGGAGGAGGAGGAAGAGGAGUGGGACGAUGACCAGGAGCUGGAUGAGGAGGAGCCUGAUAUUUGGUUUGAUAUUGAAACUAUGGCUCGACCCUGGAGUGAGGAUGGGGAUUGGACUGAACCUGGGGCCCCAGGUGGCACUGAAGACAGGCCCUCAGGGGGAGGCAAGGCCAACCGAGCACACCCAAUAAAACAGCGGCCAUUCCCCUAUGAACAUAAAAAUACUUGGAGUGCUCAAAAUUGUAAAAAUGGCAAUUGUGUUCUGGACCUCUCCAAGUGUCUUUUCAUUCAGGGAAAACUGUUGUUUGCUGAGCCCAAGGAUGCGGGCUUUCCAUUUAGCCAGGAUAUCAAUAGCCAUUUGGCCAGUCUCUCAAUGGUUAGAAACACGGGCCCCACACCAGACCCCACUGUUAGAGAGGCUUUGUGUGCCACGGAUAACUUAAAUGCCAGCAUUGAAAGUGAGGGCCAGAUUAAGAUGUACAUC
This is a messenger RNA of Mandrillus leucophaeus (drill), 857 nucleotides long. Its product is annotated as protein ARMCX6. NCBI's taxonomy places the organism in Eukaryota, Metazoa, Chordata, Mammalia, Primates, Cercopithecidae. The transcript has 2 exons. Gene Ontology annotation, cellular component: mitochondrion. The record is from RefSeq and is a predicted model, not a curated record. The annotation marks the transcript as partial.